Molecule: messenger RNA, 1481 nt
Organism: Aplosporella prunicola CBS 121167
Lineage: Eukaryota; Fungi; Ascomycota; Dothideomycetes; Botryosphaeriales; Aplosporellaceae
Exons: 12
Coding region: 36-1481 (481 amino acids)
Source: RefSeq, a predicted model, not a curated record
AACCUUGAAGUUUACCACACGAUCCAAAAUUCAAAAUGGGCGAACUUGUUCCAUACAUCAAUGGCAUGCAACAGGGCCAAGGCUACAACACGUACCUUCAAGAACUCUGUGUGAGGAAUGCAGUCACCGUAGAAGGUUCGGAAAACAACGACAACCCCUUCCACAGAGAAUACCAUUCCGACUACGUAAGCGACUACAGAAAGCUUGCAGAAAGUCUCAAGGUCAGUGCCGGAGCAGCUGUCAGCGGUUGGGGCCAGAGCGGCAAGGUCGAUGUCAGCGUCCUUGACCAGAGCGAAGUCGAGAGUACCACCUUGACUUAUCAAGUGGAAGUCCUUGUUCAACAUCAAGGAAACGUGAGCAACAAGUUCACAUUCAACGACAUCAAAACAGACAACCCAGUCAAAACCUAUGGCGACCGCUUUAUUACCGACUUUGUUCGGGGAGGCCAGUUCCUCGCCCGAGUAUCGAUCACGGUCAAAAAUUCUUCUCGGAAGAAAGAAAUUAAGGAAUCGGCAGAAGUGGCGUUUACCAUGUAUGGAACGGAAGGAAAAGUGACCCAGGAAGUUGAAAGUGCCGUUGAGGAUAUCAAACAAAACUCCACUGUCCGCAUCGCCAUCUACGAGUCAACAGGCACUUCGAAAUCCUCUACUGGAACAGCAAAGAUAUCAUCAUCUGAGACAUCUGAUCUACUUGCUGUCAAAGAGAAGGCCGACAAGUUCUACGACGAAGCGAGCUCCGGCAAACACAACUACAUGCUUUUCGCUGUCCUCGGCAAAUACACCAACUUGUCAGACUUCAACAACCGUUUCAAACCACUCGACUACUCCGAAGCAAACAAGAGGAGUUGGGCCUUGUUUGAUGACUUCACCCGGUAUCAGGCCAUUGAGAAACUCAUCAAAACCAUACCCGCAAACAAAUACAAUGGGGGCUCGACGCAGCUAUCAGAGCUGCUGGACGGUGCGAUCAAAAACUCCAAAAAGAUUAGGGACAGAAUUCUCCUGAUCUCAGAGAACCCCGACGAAUCUCGCAAUUCGCCCGACCAUGUUCCACCCACCACGUUCCGGCUGGAAGUGCUGCGUGCAAUCAAGAGAGCGACAUACAUAGCGCAGAGCAGGCCGGUACAGGGCAGCGACAAUUGGACCGAUAUUGCCAGCACAGUAAAGUACCAGGGCGCCACCGAAAUAUUCAAGUUUGAGUCCUUCGACUUUGGCGAGCUCAUCGGGACAAGGGUUGUCUCUUUCGGCAAGAGCACGAGCCGCGAGGACUACAUUUGCCUCAUAGGCGAACGCGCGUCCAACAUCGACGGUUGGAAGGAGGAGAGCCACUUUUGGGUCCUCCCAGAGAUGGUCGACGACUUCACCAACAAGACUUGGGCUGCCGGCAGAAUCGCCUCCAAGAACUACAUUAGACUUUAUGCGGCUGAUCAGUCAGACAUUGAUAACCCGAGGAGAAACCAGUUUUUCUACUUCUUCACUGCUUAG